Molecule: messenger RNA, 1084 nt
Organism: Camelina sativa (false flax)
Lineage: Eukaryota; Viridiplantae; Streptophyta; Magnoliopsida; Brassicales; Brassicaceae
Source: RefSeq, a predicted model, not a curated record
UAAGAAGAAGAAGAAGAACAGUGUGAUCUGACAAAUCAAUCCAAUUUAGCAGAGGAAAGUGAAAUCAUGGUGGGUUUGAAAGGGAUUCUAGGGUUUGAUUAUGGAAUAGUUCAGGCGCCAUUAGGACCAGAUAUAUCCGGACCAGAGCUUGUAGCAGCCGUCGCUAAUGCCGGAGGGAUUGGUCUUCUCAGAUGUCCUGAUUGGGAGUGUCCUGAUUACUUGAGGGAGCUUAUAAGGAAGACAAAGACAUUAACAGACAAACCAUUUGGGAUCGGUGUUGUUCUUGCGUUUCCUCAUGAUUUGAACAUUAAGGCAAUCUUAGAAGAGAAGGUUGCUGUGUUGCAGCUUUACUGGGGUGAUUGUUCACUGGAGCUUGAUGGUCUCUUUUCAUUGUUGCCAAGAGUGGUGGAUUUAGUUGGGGAAAGAGAUAUCCCUGUUAUUGCUGCUGGAGGAAUUGUGGAUGCACGCGGUUAUGUUGCAGCCUUGUCACUAGGCACAAGAUUCGUGGCGACUCAUGAGAGCUAUGCACACCCAAUAUACAAAAGGAUGUUGACUGAAUAUGAAAAAACUGAGUACACAGAUAUAUUUGGAAGAGCGAGGUGGCCUGGUGCGCCGCAACGUGUUCUGGAGACACCUUUCUUUGAUGACUGGAGAUCUCUUCCGGCUGAUGAGAAUGAAGUUAACCAACCUAUUAUUGGACGUUCCACCAUACAUGGCGUUGAGAAGGAGAUAAGAAGAUUUUCAGGAACAGUACCGAACAUGACCACAACAGGCGACUUAGAGAGUAUGGCCAUGUAUGCAGGCCAAAGCGUAGGACUUAUCAAGGAGAUUUUACCGGCUGGAGACGUAGUGAAAAAUCUUGUGGAAGAAGCUCAGCUUCUGAUCCUCCAAAAGUUCACCAAUGCUUCAUGAUGCAGUACUGCCGCCUCAAAAAUCAUGAGACAACAAAAACACUUCGAAUAGCCUCAUCUAAUAUAAUAAGGUAACCCCUUCUGUUGUAUAUCAUGUUGUGAUCCAUUCCUCCUUAAACCACCAGACUGUAGACCUUAUGGUAUUGAAUAUAAGUAUAACUCUUUUAAUUACA